AUGCUGAUGCGAAGGACCGACGCCGUUCAACUCCAUGCCGCCGCAUUCUUCUUCAUCAUCAUGAUCACCUUCUUCGUCAUUGCGGACAUCGCUGCGUCCUCCAUUCAUGAAUCUCAGAUCACAGCACAGGCCGAGUGCAGCAGAAGCUGCGUGGUGGAGAACUGUAAUACGAUUGGGAUAAGGUACGGGAAGUACUGCGGAGUAGGGUGGACGGGAUGUGCGGGGGAGAAACCUUGUGAUGAUCUUGAUGCUUGUUGCUUGAUCCAUGAUCACUGCGUUGCCCUUAAUGGCUUGACCAAUAUUAAAUGCCAUGAGGAGUGCAAGAGGUGCAUAAAGGAAGUAGAGAAGUCUGGGCAGGUGGGUUUUUCCAGCAGCUGUACAUAUGAAACAGCAGUGUCUACAUUGGUACAGUGCAUGGAUAUGUCAAUUUUGUUCAGCCAGUUUGAUACCUCCAAGACUGAGCUCUAAAUUUAAGAGUGAUGUUGAGUGUGAAAUUCUCGUCCCACAUAAAUGUAAUCGAAAAAGACUAGGAAUUUGAGCAACAUUAACUCGAAAGAUCGACAAACAUAAAGUCAUAAACCCUAACUGGAGAAUUUGUUAUGAAUGUUGGAUACAAUGAUAUUGGCUCACAUUCUUGUUCCUAAGGCUUGUAGUUGUUAUGUGAUGCACGUGUUUGUACUCUGAUUUUUGACUGUUAAAUG
This is a messenger RNA of Sesamum indicum (sesame), 701 nucleotides long. The record is from RefSeq and is a predicted model, not a curated record. NCBI's taxonomy places the organism in Eukaryota, Viridiplantae, Streptophyta, Magnoliopsida, Lamiales, Pedaliaceae.